GGUGACAACCCUACGAAAUGCCUUGCAGAAUUCCCCGUGGAAAUCUGCGGCGACUCCGGCGACGUAAACGAGCGGGGCCUUCGCCGAUAGGAAGAGGCUCCGCGGGAAGAGGGCCGUGCAAACGUACCUCUGGGUCCGUCGUGGUGUUGUCCGCCGGGGGUGGCGGUGGCAGUGAAGGAGGAGGAGGUUGCAGGCGUCGUGAUUUGGAACGUCGAACGGGUGGCGGUCGGGGUGUUCCCUGUCUUGCCACCAUCAGCUCAUCUGUCGCAGGAAGCGCGGGGGGUUGCGGCCCCGUGGUGGGUCUACCCUCCUAUAAAAAGCGCCAAGGUAUAACGGCGUCCCUUUAUAACAGAAAUCGAAUACCAGGCAGUGGUUCUGUUUGGGGCCGCGGAAGUCGUGGACGUGGCAAAAGUCGCGGGGGCGGCGCGAACCUCUUUGGUUCUGGCGUCGCCCCCGCGAAUUACGCACCAGGACUGCAGGGCGUUGCGCCUGGGCUGCGGGAGGUCGUGAACAUUCUCGGCAAGAGGAAUCAAGCUGGCACCCUGUCGGGCGUAGGCCCGCCGCCGGGAACGCUGGAUAACGAUAGCACAUGCGAUGAGGAGGGGACUUCUACCAAAAGACCACCAAGGCCUCUCUACAGGAGGUUAAUCAACUACGUGAGGCAAGCCUGGACCGGCGUCAAGUUUGCUUUAGACUCAGAAUACGAAGAAGAGCAAAUACCGAGAUACAGGCCAGACUCCUUAGCGAGCCUUUGUCGAGCGACCAGAUUCACAGAGGCUGAACUGAAGAGGAUAUAUCGCGGCUUCAAGGCUGAAUGUCCUACGGGAGUCGUCAGGGAGGAUACUUUCAGAAGCAUCUAUUCACAGUUCUUUCCCCAGGGAGCCAAUACAAGCCAGUACGCCCAUUACGUUUUUAAUACUUUGGACCAGGAUCACAGUGGGCUUCUCAGUUUCGAGGAUUUUGUUACGGGCUUAAGUAUACUAUCUCGUGGCUCUAUAGACGAAAAACUUCGUUGGACCUUCUCUCUUUACGAUAUCAACGGCGACGGCUGUAUCACGAGGGAGGAGAUGACGGACAUUGUGAACGCCGUAUACGAGCUGAUGGGAAAAUUUGCUGAUCCCAACUUAGACCAUGAGGGUGUGCGCCAAAGAGUGGAUCGAAUGUUUCAGAAAAUGGAUGGUAACAGAGACGGCGUAGUGACGCUAUCCGAGUUUUUGGAGGCUUGUCGAGCAGAUCCGGAUAUCUCAACCAGCAUGGCUGCUCUAGACACUGCCUUCUGACACUCACCGCGUACGCGAUAUAUACCAUGGACCUGAAGGGAUCACUCGAUUAGGAAAUAAAUCGCUCAAUGUUGUACCUUAACUCUUUGGACCAGAGAGGAAAGAAGCUUCUCAAAGUGUGUCCCGUCGUCUUGGAGCGACUGAUGCGAUUUUUUCAGAGUUGAUUGUUUCAAGAGAUGACAUUGCGUCACUUUGCGCAUUAGCUCAACAAAAUCUACUCAGCGGAAUUUCUAGAUAUAUGCAACAAAAGAAUAUAACAAAAAAGAAUAAAAGAAGAGUAUAUAUAUAUAUAUAUAUAUAUAUAUAUAUAUAUAUAUAUAUAUAUAUAUAAAUGGAGUGUCUCAGACGAGAUUUGCGACUUAGAUGUAUUAAAAAACUACAAAAGUGUUUUGUGAUAGAAACGAAAACUAAGCGAAUAUUUGAUUGAUGUGCUGCCUCCCUCUUCCCUGAAAUAGGAUGUUUAUAGGAUUAGAUAUCAGAAUCUGCAAAUGAGAAAAUAUAAUAUGCAAAAGCAGAUUGGAAGCAAGUAACGAGCAUGUUAGAACGAUAAAAUAAUUUUUUUAUUUUGCUUGAAACUUGCUUAGGAAAUGACUAUAUCGUAUGCAAACAGCAUGAUUUGUUACGAAAAGAACGUAUGUAAUGGGCCCCAAAUAGUUGUCAAGUGUUGGCAAAGUGGUAACAAUUUCAUAAAGCUUUAGCAUUAGUGAGGAUGAAAUGAUUAACAAAUAAACAAGAGUUAGAAGUGGAUCUUUGUAUUGAAUGGAUAUUGUGUAAAGUUUAUUGUAAAGUUUAAGCGAAAGAUAAAGAAUGUAUUUUUAAAAUUUAUGCACGAUGUUACUCGCACUCUUUUAUUUUAAUUUAAAAAAAUUUUUUAAUUAAUAUUAUCUUUUAUAAAAAUUUUUUUAUAGACAAACUUCUAUAUACAAAUAUUAAAUAAUAACACUAAAUGAUACUGUUUUACUUAACUUUACAUGGAUAAACAUUAAAUAUUCUUACUAUUUUUGUUAUAAAUAUUUUUUAUUUACAUGUUUAUUAAAUGCAUCUUAAACAAAGGACAAUGAUUACAAGCUAUUGAAGGUUGUGUUUUAUGUUUGAGUUUUACACCCCUAUGCACUGAAACGAUAAAAAUAGCACGUAUUCAAUUAUAUUUUCAAACUGUAAUAUAUAGUACAUUCACAUAAAUGUGUGUGUACUUGUAAACCUCGUACAAUUUUUAAUAACAACGUGCGAGUUCCGCGUGCAUAGAACUAUAAAAUAGUUAAAUGCGAGGAUGAGCGUCAACUCACGAAUGAGACAUACAAAGUUUAUCGUGAAUCCCGCUGUACAGCUGGACAUGUCAAGCGGGAUUUGUUGUUUCUAGUGCGUAAGCGAGUAGAUGGUAAGCGAUAUCAAAAUAUUUUUGUGACAGGUAAGCGUAUUAUUGUUGUAAGAUUCUAGAUUGUAAAGACUGUGUGCUGCUAAAGAGAGAGAGAAGAGUGAAUUGGGUUAAUAGAGGAUAAAAAGUCGGAGAGAUUUUUAAAGACAAAAGAGGGAGCUUCUCUCUAUCGAUCUGGCAUUAGAAUGAUCCAUUGCCGAAUAUACGCGAAAUGUACGUUUUAUUAUAAUUAACCGACACGAGUCGUGGAGACUGGACCAAAGCUUCCGCGAUGGGCGAAGAAGAUUUACUUGAGCGAAGUAUAUUUAAUCAUUUUCCAACACUGCCUACUUCUGGAUAACUAUAAAUAAAUAAGAAGGAACGGACGAUUGAGAUGAAUAAAACGAGAAUCUCCGAUGCAUCGAGACCAGCAAGUCUGAUCAAAAUCAUCGACAUUAGAUUGGAAAGCGACAAAUGAGGCUUAUAUUUAUUUAGAUAUAUACGAGUUUCAAGUACCCUUUCGUUAUGUGUGCGUUUCUUGUAAAAUACUCGAGAUAGUGACUCGAGAACCGAUAUUUGAAUAUUUCUCCGAUUCGAGAGAAUAAUGUGAUGUGGCGACUAACUUCUUCAACAGCAAAGCUGACACAACUCCAAUUCACGCAGUGUAUCAAUAUGUCGAACGUGGAGAGAUAGUACGAAGGAUACGAAUAACAAAGUUAGUAAAGAAAUAACAGAAAUGAUAGAAAAGACAGAUCGCGCACGAGAAUUGCAAGCGUAAAGAUUUCUUCGAUUUUUAGCAGCGCCUAUCUAUAUAGAGCAUAAGACUUAUAUAUAAAUUGAGAUUAACAUCGAAUGUUGUCUCAUAUCACUCGAUCACUACCGCAUGUCUUUGAAGUUACGUAAAUAAGUGUAUAAAAGACAGAAUUGGGGUAACUGUGUUGUUUAGAUACUUUCGAAUUCAAUCGGAUAUUAGUUUUAGAUGCGAGAAGGGAAGGAAACAAAGUACUCUUACCCCACGAUGAUUAAUCGGAAAUAAGCUAAAUCGAAAUAUGUUAUGAGCUUUUUUAUGCGAUGCCAUUAGUUUUAGAAUAAUGUUAUUGUUUUUUAAGAGUUAGCGAGGCUAGACUGACGAUAACUGAAAUAAAAUUAAGUUUGCAAGGUGUAAAAAAGGAGCACGCAAAAUAGUAAUUUUUUAACAAGAAGAUGGAAUUAUAGCACUUAUUUAGAGUGUGAGUUCUCAUUACGUAAUGUCACUCUAUAUGCUGAAUAUCCGUAUUAUCUCAACUUAUACACCUGUGUAUACUUUCCCUUUAUUUGUGCUUAUAUAUUUCCUCGAUAAACAUAUAAUUCCCAGUAUAGAGAACUAUAAGUAGCUUUGAUACUUCUUGUCGCUAUCAUUAAAUCUCUAUUAUACGCUGCCAAAUUGCAUGUUACCUUCUUUCGCAAACAUCGAGUUAUCUACAGGAAACUUCAUAAAAUUUUAGUAACAUAAGUUCGAUCAUGGUUUUAUCAAUGUAAUGUGAGAAAAAUUAUCUUUAAUUGAAAUUGUCACAGAUUAUUUUACGUGAAUAAUGACAAAGCGAAAUUGAUAAACAUUUAAUAUAUAAUGUUAAUUUUUUGUAUUCUGUUAAAUCAACGAUUGCUAAUUUUUUAUUACAUUUUGUGAAUUACAUAAACAGAAGAAAGUAUUAUAAUACAGUGCUAAAUAAUUUCGAAAAAUAUUAGCUUCUCUUUAACUUCACAAUUAUUAUGCUAAAGUAUAAGCUACAAUCGUACUACUUUGUUUAGUACGAUAUCGAUAGUUUUAUAUUAUCAGACAAUAAAAAGUUUUAUUAUAACGCGAUCAGAGACAAAAAUAAUAUCGUUUAUAUUGAAAAUAUAUAAUAUAUUAGGAUAAUACUUCCUCAUUUUUCUCAGGAUGUACAUGAAAUGGCUGCCUGAAAGUAAUCCAAUUAUUCUAUUUUAAUACAUAAUUGGCAACUGCUUAAAAGUAGGAACAAGAAUUAUUUAUGCUCAAUCUAGUUACUAAAAUAUAGAAUUGUUAUUGGUUCUUAAUACAAUUCAAAAACAAAAGUCAGUAAAUAUUUUUAGGCUUUAGAUUGUUUUACUGUGCUAUCUCAUACACGAUUUACAUAAAACAUACGUACAUAUGCGUUUGCUAUUUUCGCUUAUUUAAUUAAAAAAGUGCACAUAACAUUUCUAAUAUUUUAAUUUAAAAAACAAUAUUGUUAUUAUAUUUUUUGUUAAGUUCUUUUAUGAUAACACAAGGUAUUUUAUAUCGUUUUAUGAUCAUAAAUAGGAAUUGACACACAAGUCCCUUUGUCGAUCAUCUUAAUUUCUGGCAGAGAUUUAUAUAUUUUGGAAACUAAUAUAUGUACAAAUCUAUAUUUAUCUACAUUAAUCUUGUAGUAAUCAUAUAAACUUUCAUAAAGCAUGACGAAUUGCGUCCGAUAAAUUAGACUCGAGAAAAACCUCAACACGUUUCUGAUCGCUAAAAAAUUACACGUAUAGUUCUUCGUGUAUUAUUGCUGCAUGUCUCUGAUAUAUCACGCUACGUAAAAAAAUUUAAAAAACAAGAUACAUGAACAAAGUUCAAUGUGUGUACAAAUUGACAUUUGCAUAAUAUUAAGCUAUUUCUCGCAACGUAUCUAUUACGAUUUAAAAGUUUGGCAUAACUCAUCAUUAUUACAUAAUUGGCAGACUUUUAAUUGCAUUGCUCUUAAAAUUUAUGUCAUGCGAUUUACGAGCAAAGAAUCGGAAAAAAUAAAAGAAAUAAAACAUUUUCUCGAUCGAUUCCAUCACGUGGAUACUAUCUACAUGUAGCUACCUUAGCUACAAGGCUAUAAAGCCCCACGAGUACUACUAUCUUGACUCUUUUAACGUAGAAAUACUAUACUCUAAUAGAAUUCAAGGAUCUAUCUAUCAAACUCUAUCUCUUCUCUGUAGAUAGUUGAAUCUUCACCGAGGAUACUCUCGGUGGUAUCUAUUUUAGACAUUAUAGCUGCUGGACAGAGAAAAAUUACAUGAAUUGAUCUGUGAAAGUGAUGUAGAGCGCAAACGGCGGAAGCGAGGAGCUAGCAUCCGUUGUUCGUGAAACCGAGAAUUAUAUUUAAGAAGAAUAUUAGAUAGGAAAUGAAAGAUUAUGGUCAAGUUGUAUGCGUACUAGCUGACAGAUGGUCCAAUCAUAGACUAUAUUUAUAACGGGGAAAAUAAACGAAAACUUAAAAGAAUAGCGCCUAACUGUGUUACGCGAAGCAUGAGAAACAGCGUGCGUACAGAAAGUUAUGAAUGUAUAUAAAGUAUUAAAAAUAAGGUGCCAGAGACACAUAUUACAAAAUAUAAAAUUUAAAAAUUUUAAUUAAAUUAAUAUUAAAUCAUACAGAUGUCAUUUGGAUUUUUAUGUUGUUUGAAAUAAAAAUAAGUAAAGAAUUUUCUCAAGAUAAUUACGUUUGGUACAAGCAAAAAAAGAAAUUAUCUACAAAUUCCACAAUAUUGGAUUUAUUAUCUGAGCUCUUGAAAUAAUUAAAUACUUUAAAGCAGAGUAAUUAUAGAUUAUUUGUUAUUGAUCAUAUUUUAUAAAUUAUUGAUGUAUGUUUUACAGAAUUUUCAUAUUGUUAUCUGAAGAAUGCUUAUUCUAUGAUAAAUGUAUGUAUCAUGGUAAUGUGCAAAAUGUAUCACGCAGUUUCUCAAGCAUCACGUAUUAAACACAGAACAAAGUUAAAGAGAAAUUAUUAUAUGAUGUUAAAAUAUGAAGGAUUUUAAACAGAUUAUAAAAAAAGAACACAACAGGCAAGAGAUAUUCAUAUAUUUUCAGUGUAAACCAAGUAUGUGUAUAUACUUGUGGUAAGACUACGUAUCUCAUAGCUUUAACGGCUCACCGAUGCCCAGGUGGAAGCAAUCUUCUUUGGUAGCGAUAUCGAAAUUUCGAGUUACGAUCAACGAGCGUGACUAAAGCGUCUCGUUGUAAAAAAAAUUUGCAUGGCCAAUUUAAUGUGUUCUGUUAACAAAGAUGGUAUGUUUCCACUCGAGGGAGAGCGCAUAAAGGAGUAAUCGUUUGGAUGUUGAUUGUUAAAUGUUAGCAUAGAUGGGUACGACGUUAAUAUCCUUUCAACCCGAACUACAUGUUAAGUACUUUUGUCUCUUAUCUUCGACUACAUUGCGUCGUUAUUUCAUCGGAUUUCGAUCGUCGAUACGUGUCACCAUUUGUUACGUAAAAUGUUAAGCGUAGUUCGAAAUUUAACAUAGCUCUUCUUUGUACGCGGCUUUUGAGAAAAAGAAAAGCGUGAAAGGUUUUAUUUGCAGUAACGCAGUCACUGCCGUCGCUUUUCUGCAAUGAAAAUCAAUUCUCGCUUCAAAUAUUUUCGACAUUGUGCCAGAAAAGAUGUUUCUUCGACAUACGCAAAUUGAUCGUAUUAUUGUACAGAAUUUAUUUGAAAAGAUUUAUUGUUUGUCAUCUUUUAGGAAUUUUAUGUUUAUCGGCAUCAUUUUUAUGUAAUGUUUGAGGUCUUAAUCAUUGUCUCUCAAUUAUUACAGAUGAUUUACUGUACUAUGUCUUGGAAGUAUGUAUUUUAUAAAUAAAUAGAUAACGUGUA
Molecule: messenger RNA, 7226 nt
Organism: Solenopsis invicta (red fire ant)
Lineage: Eukaryota; Metazoa; Arthropoda; Insecta; Hymenoptera; Formicidae
Product: Kv channel-interacting protein 1
Exons: 6
Coding region: 18-1280 (420 amino acids)
Molecular function (GO): calcium ion binding
Source: RefSeq, a predicted model, not a curated record